AUGACGCUUCUGAAGGGCUUCCACAAGCUUCCGCACGAGCUUCGAGACCAGAUCUACGAAGAAUACUUCACCCUUGAAGGUGGGUACAGAUACAACCAUAAGACAAACAAGCUACUUACAGCGAAGGGCGAGGCAAUUCAUCUCAGCAUUAGGUUGGCCAGCCGCCAAAUAGCUGUUGAGACUCGUGGGCUGGCGCUCAAGCUAAACACAAUUAGCUUCUCAACAGUGUUCGAUGAGGAUCUCCGCGAACGAGCCGGGCACUUCAACAGUCUCCUCACGAUGAUUAGCGACCUGAAAUCCAAGUACCUCGUAUGGCGGUCAUCACGCUCUGGCUUGAUCGAUGAUGGAGUACGCGACUACGUAGAAGACCACUUCCCCGAGUUCCUGCCAGUCAUUCGAACAAUGCAACUAUCAGACAUCAACAAUAGUGAUAGCAACUCCUGGAAAGAGUCACCAUCUCAAAGUCGACGAUUCAUUGCCUCCACACUGAAGACUAUCGCGAAACAACCUUGUUUUGGAGAAGUCAUAGAGCGACAUUCGUACUGGACUGCGCCAGGUUCUGAGCCAGGUCCUGAUCCAAUGGCAGUAAUAUCAUGCGAGCAUUCGCCAUGGAUACUUCCGAGCAGCGAGACGAUUUCUGCCAUGCGCGAAAUCAUGUUGCCCUACCCAGUCGAGCUCAGUCGUCGUAGACAAGGAAGCUACUGGACCAGGGAGAAGUACCGGUUCUCAGCCGCGACUAUAGCUAUUGCGUUCUUAGGCUCUAUCUCUACGGAAACGCGACUUAGUAUACGUAAGAUACUACUACUUGAAGACCACACUAGUGUCGCAUGGCCCGAAUGCCAUGGCCAAGGCUUGGUCACAUACUGUCAAGAGAAUCUCAAAUUACGCAUAGAACGUAGGGUUGGCCUGUGGAGAGCCUGCCUACCCGCCGCAUCCACCCCCCUUCAUGCCAUCACCGGUAGGGCGCUUGCAUACUUACGAGAAUACAAGUAUGAUCGGAUCACUGCGAGCAUCGUCAGCCGAGGGGAGAUGCGCCACGGCGGUAUGGCUGAUUGGAUCAUGGAAGUCAUGGCAUUAGAGAGCUUGGGCAUGCCCCAGAACUCCUUCACCCUGAUCAUAGACGGUGCGGCAGUGCCGGAUGGAUCGACACAGGUCUUCGAUGUUCUACAGCGCGACGCUGCAUGGCAGUCGGCUUUUCAGCGGUGCGUAAUCGAUGCAAUCGAUUGGCCAAAUCCGCACAUGUGGCUGAGGUGCCGGGAGAAUCUCGCGUACGUCAUGAGAGGUUUUCCUGAAGCCCUGCAGGCGAUAAGCGAUCACAAGUCAUCAGUCAAGUGCAACUUCGAUACUGGCCUUGUACGCGAUGUCGACCAAGUCGUGGCUCUGGGGCGUUCUUGGACUACUGACGAGUGGCUUGUUAAUUGGCGGGAGAUUGGCGAUCAGGCCGACAUCCACACCAGUGCGCCAUUGCCGAGCUGGCUUGAUCUUCGCUGGGAAGAUCUACUGGAAGGUGAAAGUAUGGACUAA
Messenger RNA from Alternaria triticimaculans, 1524 nucleotides. RefSeq lists its product as uncharacterized. NCBI's taxonomy places the organism in Eukaryota, Fungi, Ascomycota, Dothideomycetes, Pleosporales, Pleosporaceae. Bases 1 to 1524 code for a protein of 507 amino acids. The record is from RefSeq and is a predicted model, not a curated record. The transcript has a single exon.